AUGACCAUACCCUAUGAAAAAUAUGAUACAAAGAUCCGACUCUGCACUCUAUUCGACUUCUUCUCAAGGUCACAAGCGGUGUUAAGAGCCAACCAAGGUGCCGUCCACGAGACCAUAGACCAGUUGCUGACCAUGACAACUGACACGGAGGUUCAGGACAGAGGGGGAAUGGGCCAGCUGACUCCACAUGGUGGCAGUGGAGGUUGUGGUGCCAGCAAUGAAUUGCCACCAUCAUAUGCCCUCUCAGCCACACCUCCUCCAAGCUAUCAUCAGGCAGUUCCAUCUCCCCAUCGUUCUCCUUUGCGUGGGGGCAUGGUCCAGUCAGAGGAAUCCUUGUCACUCCGAGCCCAGAAGAACUGGAACCCUCCAAUGCUCCUCCCACUUCCCACAGAUUUCCUGAGACUCACUCCUCCUCCGCAUCAGUCGGCUGGAAGCUGGAGGGAUGAAGACUUCUCGUGUGAUAGAGACUGACCAAGUUGAUGAUAUGGCCUAUAAGUAAGGAAUAAUCAAAAGAAGAAGGCUAAUAUCUAUGCAAAUUGUCCCGAGGCAGACUAAGAUGACAAAUUAUAUUCAAGCAAAUAUUAAUUUAUUUGGCUUUGCAAAUUUUAAAGCGAAACUUUCUGGCAUCAUGUCUUCAUUUCAUUACCAUCUUGAUUGACUCACACUCUUUUUGACCAUCAGAAAUUAAUCUUUUACUUGAGAAAUACAGCUUACUCAUUCAAGACAGUUGAUAUGCAAUACAAAAUGUUUCUUUUUUGGUGUGCUUUACACAAAAAAUCAUUUUACAGUUGAAAUUAAUACUUUGGUGGCCAAAUCUUUGAUGGUCUGUGCAUAAGUUCAAAACCUUGUAAUGUUGAAGUAUAUGAAAUGGAUUUUUUUUAUACAUUUUUAAAGUGGGUGGCAGGCACAGACAUCAGUGUACAAACAUUAAUAUCAUAGAUGAUGACAGUAGUAUAAUAAGCCUACCAAAGUGUUAAUAGAAUCCUUUCAGCCAUAUUCUUCAAAACACAAAGUUGUUUUAUGCACAAAAAAGACUAAAGCUCCAUAUGAUGAGACACCAUAUAUGUUCUUUGCAUGCUGUGCACACUAGUGUUGUUUUUUUCUUUUUGUAUUUGUAUUUGCUGAUGAAGUAAUAGGUCCAUUUAGAAAAAGGUUGAUCAGUUUUUCUUUGAGUCUUGUUUCAUUCUGUGCAAAGAGGAGCUUCGGCAAUUAAAGAUUUUGAUUCUUCCUUUCUGUUUAAGAUAUAAUGGUAUAUUGUACCAAUACCUUUGUAACCUUCAAAUUUGGUAUUCCUUAUGACCAGAUUCUCUGCUUGUCACUAUAAGCCAAAAAACCUUCAUUGAUUCUAGAAAGAAACUUCCACUAUUGCUUUGCUGUCACUCUUUAAGCUUCCAAAAUGAUUACAUAGAAAAUCUUUGUUCAUGCACAGUUGUGCGAAAAUAUUAAAUUUUGUAAGCUUUUUGCUAAAAUGGCUGCCCUGCUUAAUAUAUUAGCAUUUUCCUUGUGUCUUUCUAAGAGGAAUGAAUACCCCAAAAAUAUCAUAUAGAAUUUUUUUCCUUCAUUUUUAUGGGAUAGACAAACUUACUGCACAUUUUUAUACUUAAAGUGUUAAAACAAGUGCCAAUAUUUGGUUUUGAUGCCCAUGUAAUCACGGAAGCUCAUGGCAUAGCAAAAUAUCUCUUGUAGAGCUGUCAGAACCCCUUUUUUUUUUUUUUUUUUUUGUAAUUAUCCCAAUUUUGUUAUACCUGAUGAGAGUAUACUGUAUAGCGAUAAACUCUUCAUCUCUGUGUUCACUGUACAGCAUAAGAUUAUGACAGAUGACUUUGUUAAGUCAUUAAAUAAUCUGUCAUUUGGGAUAUGGACAAUGCCCCCAUACUUCAUUGAUAUAUGUGUUAUACAUGUACACAUGCAGACGCAGGUGCAUGUACAC
Penaeus vannamei (Pacific white shrimp) is the source of this 1930-nucleotide messenger RNA. Lineage: Eukaryota; Metazoa; Arthropoda; Malacostraca; Decapoda; Penaeidae. The record is from RefSeq and is a predicted model, not a curated record.